AUGAAGCUUGUUGGUUUUGCAAAGAGACAAUUGCAAGUUAUGAGAGAAUCUGGAUGGAAUUCUUUGGUAGAAGACGUCUCUUUAUUUUGUGUUAAGCAUGAUAUUGUAAUCCCCGAAAUGGAUAUGAAUUAUUCUCGUGGAAAGUCGAAGCGUAAGAAAUCAAGCGUUACAUAUUUUUAUCAUUUGCGUGUAGAGGUUUUCUAUACUGUUAUUGAUUUACAACUUUCGGAGCUUAACAAUCGUUUCAGUGAAGUGAAUACUGAUAUACUUCUUGGUAUGACUAGUUUGAGUCCAAAUUAUUCUUUUGCAAAUUAUGAUAAAGACAGGAUUAUGAAACUUGCAACACACUAUCCGAAUGAGUUUACUAAUUCUAUGCUUGGGGAUCUUGAUUUGAGCUUGACAUCUAUAUUGACUAUGUGCGAGAGGCAGGCAAUGAAUUCUCUAACUUGA
Messenger RNA from Nicotiana tabacum (common tobacco), 450 nucleotides. NCBI's taxonomy places the organism in Eukaryota, Viridiplantae, Streptophyta, Magnoliopsida, Solanales, Solanaceae. The record is from RefSeq and is a predicted model, not a curated record.